GGUGUAACUUGUAUCGUCGCGCGCCCUUUCGCCUUGGCGAAUGUACCUAGGGUGGGUUUAUAUAAGCCAAUGUGGUUGUGAGAAAUACCUGGAUCAGUCAGCGCCAAAUAAAACUGGGAACUACUUCAGGCUCACAUCUCAACGACUCACGACUCGCUGGUCUUGAUUCACAGGCAACGCGACCGCACCAACUUCACCAUGCAUCUCCGAUCGGUUCACAAGGAAUCCAGCAUUCCAGUCCUGCGUCAACUCAUCAGGGAUAACCCUCUCGGAAUCCUGACGACCGCUAUCCGUUCUGAUUCAUACCCCUUGCUUCAAUCAACUCACAUUCCGUUCGUGCUCGAUGUCGAGGAUGAGACGAGCGAAACCGAGCUGGGCCGGCUGCGAGGGCACCUAGCCAGACAGAACCCGCAGAGCAAAGCCAUGAUCGAGUCGCUCACCCGGGCCGACGCCGCCGGGGCGACACAGGUUCUCGAGGAGGAGGUACUGGUGCUGUUUUCGUCUCCGGCCGAACACUACAUCACGCCAAAGUUCUACGUCGAGACGAAGCCCACCACGGGCAAGGUCGUGGGCACCUGGAACUACGCGGCUGCGCAGGUCUAUGGCAAGGCCAAGAUCUACUUCGACUCCAAGGCCGAGGAGACGAUGUCGUUCCUCGCCACGCAGGCCGACGACCUCUCCGACCACUGCGAGACGUCUAUCAUGGGCUACACGGGCGUCGGUGAUAGGCCGCCGCCGUGGAAGGUCUCGGAAGCGCCCGAGCGGUAUGUCGAUCUGCUGAGGAAGAACAUCAUCGGGAUCGAGAUCACGAUUGACCGGUUGGAGGGGAAAUUUAAGAUGAGCCAGGAGAUGAGUAAGGGGGAUAGGGAAGGUGUCAUUCAGGGCCUUUGGAACUUGGAGUCCGACGUGGGCCGGCAGACGUCCAUGCUCGUCCAGCAGCGCAGCGAGUCGAAAGGGACGGGGGCGAAGGAACCUUGAGAUGGUACGGCCCCGAGAAGUGGUAGCCAUGGAUUGGUUGAGGAAUUGAUUAGCAGCGUGGUUAUUGGAUCAGUAGAUUCUACUAUCUUCCCCGUCUUCCCCUACAGGUGCACGAAAUGCCCCAAUAUCGGCCAUAUUCUCGGCGUGUGGCAGGCGGAGAGGGGCGACCCCACUGCAGCCAUGCUUGACAUGUGCAUCGAAGACCGCGUGGCCAUCGCCCGUCAGGUUCCUACAAAUCCUAAGGCUCACGACGUAGAAGCCUCGCCAACUAGGAGCCCCAAGGGAAUCGCCGGAACCUAAAGUGGCGGGCCAACGACGUCUCGGACUCGGCUUUUGGUAGUUAUUUGACGCGAGGGUACAAAUGGACAUGUGAAUUCAAAGGUGUAGACGAGAGUCGGGAGUUGCCUCAGAAUCCCCCAAGAUUUGUAUCAUCACUGCCACUUUGAGAAAAUAAC
This is a messenger RNA of Phialemonium atrogriseum, 1433 nucleotides long. RefSeq names its product putative transcriptional protein. The coding region runs from base 199 to 978 and encodes 259 amino acids. NCBI's taxonomy places the organism in Eukaryota, Fungi, Ascomycota, Sordariomycetes, Cephalothecales, Cephalothecaceae. The record is from RefSeq and is a predicted model, not a curated record. The transcript has a single exon.